Messenger RNA from Guyanagaster necrorhizus, 954 nucleotides. RefSeq lists its product as uncharacterized. The coding region runs from base 1 to 954 and encodes 317 amino acids. The record is from RefSeq and is a predicted model, not a curated record. The transcript is spliced from 8 exons. NCBI's taxonomy places the organism in Eukaryota, Fungi, Basidiomycota, Agaricomycetes, Agaricales, Physalacriaceae.
AUGCACUCUAAAUUUCAGGAAGAAUGCGGUCGUCAUGGUUGCGAAUAUUCUGUGGUGAAUUUCCCUUCUGAUACGGCGUCAGACAUUCUAUCCCAUUCGCCUACUCGGGGUACAAGUGACACUCAUGUGGUACAACAGUGCGAGUUAGAGUACCGUACCAGAAGACCGAUUAUACAUUUCGGAUCGCAAGGCCGUCCAAUACAUGUACCCACCAUCAACAUACAAGUUUUCAAUCUAGGCGACGCGAAAUUUCCCGAAUCUUGUCUAGCAAGGGGAAUGGGCGGGCAAAUGUUAACUACCUCUUUGGAUAGCGUCCAAAAUGCCGAUAUUUUGCCGAAGACCACAAACGGCAUCGAAAGCUCAGUACCACCGACAGAAUUCUAUUCACGAUGGAUGACAGAUCGUGCAUCCGUGCUUGAGCCCGCACACUCCACGAAUCGUUCCUGUUUGGGUAUUGUUAAUUACUUUGCAAAGGAGAUACACGUGAAGGAACGGAAGAUCAGCGCCCGUGGAGAAGCGGAAUUCUCGGGCGCAGACUUUGGUUCGUUGUUCUACUUAGUUUUCAUUGUCAGGGAGGCUCUCCGAUUCCAUCCAGCGGUGUUCCAUGUUUUCAAAACAGAAUGCGACGACAUCAUACCUUUUUCCAAGCCCAUCACAACUUCUGGUAAAGUUUUUCAUGAGAUACCGAGGCCGAAAGGACAAAAAAAAAAACCCUCCGUGGUUGCAUAUAAUCAACCCUUAAUCCAGAUUGAUAGCUUGAUGGCCGACAUAAGAAAAGGCGCUUUCAUGGGCGUCUACCCUAGAUUGACGUUUUCCGCUGGUAUCUAUCGUUGGUCUUCCUCUUAUCCAUUCAUGCAAUACAAUCGGUCCUGGAUUCAAGAACCCCAAUCCGUCCUCGCUGAAUUGUUGAACAGCUUCUACUUCUCUCCCACACCGAAAUCACAACUGAUUUGA